CUCACACACCCUUUCACACCGAGGCAGAGAGGUGGAAUGACAGAGGCAAAGCCGAACCGGUUCUUUGAGCUAGUGAAGAGACUGUGAGGCUCGCAUCAAGAUGUCUAAUAGUCACAUGUUCUCAAAAAUUUCUUUAGGACAAAGUCUUUCCUGACUCUCUUGGGUCUAAAUCAGGAAUUACUUUAAUAAGGUCUGAUUUCAACCUUGCAGUUCAGACAUCUGAAAUCUCAAAUUUCAGAGGUCUUUGGGAAUCAUAUCUGGAGGUUGUGUAGAAAAUGAACCAUCAUCUGCCCAGGUCAAGUGCACACAUGCUUAUGUUGGGAUUCCUGUUCACCUGCAUUACAAUGAUGUGGUACUCUUUUUCAGUGCCAGCAUUCCAAAUCAACACACCAAGUUUUCCAGUGACAGCGCCAUGUGCAAAUAAAACCCCAACAAGGCAAAAGAAGUCUUCCUUCUCUAAAAGUGAGCACUGUGUGCCAAAAGUGAACAUAAUGUUCCUGAAGACCCACAAAGCAGCAAGCAGCACUGUUCUAAAUAUAAUUCUGCGCUAUGGAGAGAAGAACGGGUUGAAGUUCGCUCUCCCCAACGGUCGAAAUGAUUUCUCGUACCCUGAUACAUUCAGCCGCAUACAUGUGAAGGAUUACAAGCCAGGUGCAUGCUUUAAUAUCAUCUGCAACCACAUGCGUUUCAAUGCUCCUGAGGUCGAAGCUCUUCUACCUAGCGACACAUUCUUUUUCACCAUCCUCCGAGACCCAGCUCUGGUUUUCGAGUCCUCGUUCCAUUACUACAAAAGCGUCAUACCCUUGACAUGGAGGAUCCAUAGUGAGGAUAAACUGUUGGAUUUUCUGAAUGAACCACAGCUCCACUUUAACUCAAAUGGCUUCAACUCCUUUUACCUAAAGAACAUUCAUUUUUUCGACUUAGGCUUUGACAACACACUGGAACCAGAGGAUCCGUUAGUGGACAGAACCAUUCGUGCCAUUGCAGAGCGCUUCCAACUCGUCAUGAUUGCUGAACAUUUUGAGGAGUCCCUCAUUCUGCUCAAGGAUGCUCUCUGCUGGCAGAUGGAUGACUUGCUGUUCUUCAAUAUGAACACCCGCAGGCCUACAAGUGUGUCCCAGCUUACACCUGAGCUGAGGGCCAAGGCGCGUGAGUGGAACGGAGUUGACUGGAAGCUUUACCGUUACUUCAACGCCACGCUCUGGGCCAAAAUAAACGCCUACGGCAGGAAGCGCAUGGAGCAGGAGGUGCAAAAAUUGCGCCAGAAGAACAGCAAGAUGGCAGCCCUCUGCAUUAGUGGUGGGAUGGCUGUGGAGGAUCAGGACAUAAGGGACCUAAGCAUGAGGCCCUGGCAGCCUGUUGGAGAGAGCUCUAUUUUAGGAUACAACAUGAAGAGCAACAUCGAGCAACCAUUCAGGGAUAUCUGCCGAAAAAUGCUAACACCUGAAAUUCAGUAUUUAACAGACCUGGGUGUAAAUCUGUGGAAAACCAGAUUGUGGGGCUGGUUCAAAGAUAUUUUCACACUAUGAUUUAAAGAAAUAGUUCCAUUCUAUGUCUGAUCUCAUGAUUCUGAAAAGAAUGGAACAAUUUGGAAUAAUUAAAUAGGUUGAACACGUUUUCUGACAACUGUGACAAAGAAAUGGCAGCCUAUGCAGUAAAUUAGCAUGUUUAAUAUUCUUGAUAUUUUUUAAGAGAGUAAAAACAGAAGGCAAAAUGAAUCUGAUCCAUGCAAGGUACAUUUUUCUUUCCCCUUGUGUUUUGACUGCUGAUUAGUUUGCCACUUUCUCUGACGAGAUCUCAUUUAUUAAUCUGUUCUCCACUCAUUUCUUCCUACCGGUUUCUUCCACUUUCUAUACAUGCUUCUUUUCUCCAGCAUUCCUACUAACUGCCUGCAAAAGCUCAUCAUUUCUACAAAUGGAUCUGGCAAGAACUCGUUACUUUCAUCACUAAUAUCUAGCCAUUUAUUGACAAAUGAGGCUUAAACUGACUCUGAAAAUUCAGACAUCUUCAUUUAUCUGUUUUCUAUUUGAAAUUUUUGAAUAUACUGUAUAUUCUCAGCUCAAAAGAUCUCCAAAAUCGAGUCUUUACCCAGUCUGAUCUCACCAUUGAGAAGCUUCAUGCCACUCGAUCAGCCAAACUUUUAGUUCUCAUCCUUCUUAACAGAUCAGCAGCCUUCAACAUGGUCAAUAACAAGAUUCUUAAGUCCAUCUGAGCCUUGGAAUCAGUUGCACAGUAUGGCAAGGGUAUGGCAAUAGUAUGGCAGUCACAGUGGGACUGUUAUAUCAAUUAUUAUGAAGAAGACACUUUGUGGUGUCCCACAAAGCUCAGUUCUCGGACCCCUAGAAUUCUCCCUCUACGCCUGUACUACUGCUGAGGUUUUAUCCUCAUGUGAUUUUAAUACCACUGCUAUAUCGAUGCUGAUCCUCUUCUUUUUCCAAGUAGGACAUUAUUUAGCUUCCCUAAAGAUUCAGAUACACCCCUACUCAGAUCAUACCAUCUGACAACACAGGUCAUUCCACAACAGAAGGAUCUCCACAGAAGCCACUCAAAAUCUUAGUUCAUUGUCUGUCUUCACAAAAAGACACAACCUACCUCUUCAUUAAGAACAUUCUUUAGCACUAAUGGAAAAAAAAAACUUGACUUGUACUGUUUUUGUUGUGCUAACUACUCAGGGCCACUGGAGCAGAGCACAACCUUUUGAUCAGCAGCCCAGGGCUCUAACCAUGGCUGGUGGUUGCCCCAGAAGAUUUAGCACUAAUACUUAAAAAAAAAUCUUUUGUACUGUUUUUUUUUGCUGUAUAGACUUGUUUUGCUAACUUCUCUGGGGCUGUUAUGGUUCAGCAUUUAGGACCGUAAUGAUAUGUGUGACAAUAAAGGCUUUGUAUCCUA
Molecule: messenger RNA, 2889 nt
Organism: Tachysurus fulvidraco (yellow catfish)
Lineage: Eukaryota; Metazoa; Chordata; Actinopteri; Siluriformes; Bagridae
Gene: gal3st1b
Product: galactose-3-O-sulfotransferase 1b
Exons: 4
Coding region: 276-1529 (417 amino acids)
Biological process (GO): galactosylceramide biosynthetic process; myelination
Cellular component (GO): membrane
Molecular function (GO): galactosylceramide sulfotransferase activity
Source: RefSeq, a predicted model, not a curated record